Molecule: messenger RNA, 1041 nt
Organism: Vigna umbellata (rice bean)
Lineage: Eukaryota; Viridiplantae; Streptophyta; Magnoliopsida; Fabales; Fabaceae
Source: RefSeq, a predicted model, not a curated record
UAAAACCGUGAAAAAUAUUAAGCACAAUUUUGUUAGAGAAACUACAAUGCAUCCCCUGAAAUCAGGAGCAUGCUAUACAUGAUUCUCCCUAUGGCACAUACAUAAGUGAAAUGUUUCGUAAAUAUUUUCCUUAACAAAUAACUGGUAAAUAUAUACUGAUAAAAGGAAAAGGGCCUUGAAAUGUAAAUAAAAAUCCAACGAGAAAAAAUUAUUUCAUACAAAAGCAUCCAAGGAAACCUUGUAAUUUAUACUAGCUAAGACAUACCUAAAGUUCUCAGCAAGGAGGCAUGUAUUAGGUACUACAAAGACUAGGAAACUACUGUACAACCAAAUAAUAUGAAUGAAUUGUAUACUCUAACACUCUUAUUGACUAGGGAUUAGUGACUGAUAAGAUAAAGCUUAGGCACCCUAAACUCAUCCUAACUAAAUUUUAAUUUUUUUCCUACUAUUUGUGCUCAUUUUCUAAUACACAUGCUUACAAUUUUACAGGCAGAAGAAGAUCAUGAUGGAGAUGAGACAUGGGAUCCAGAUUCUGACAUGGACGUUGAUGGUGAAUGUGAGCUUGUUCCAAGCAAAGUAAAGAAAGAAAUAGUUGAACCACAGCUCAACGGUCUGUUUCAGGAUGACCAGAGAAGAAGUGGGGAACAUUUGAGAGUGUCUGAUACUGCAGUUGCUGAAACUUGCAUGAAGGCUCUAGAUAUUUCUUCUCAGAAAGCUGAUGAAGAUAAUGUGAAAGUUGAACAGAAUACUGUGAAUGAUUUGACCAAAUAGACGGGCCUGAGGUGCUGAGGAACAUAGGUUUUAACUGAUUGGUGAACAGUGAAAUUAAUUUCCAUUCAUGCUGUCGCAUUUCCGAAUUAAUUGAGAUGUGGCUGUUGGUUGGUUUCAUUAUUGUCGUCAUUGUAAACACGCAGUCCCAUUUUCCUAAUGUAAAGGGCAAAUUUAAUUUGAUUUUAUCACAUCCAACUGGUUCUUUUACUGUUACAUUACAUAUUGUAACAGAAUGGUAAUUAGGUAAUUAUGUUCUAUUAUUGAGCUUGA